CAGUCAAAAAAAAAAAAAAGACUGGCACCUCAGUCCAAUCAAGCUCCUCCUCCCUCCCCUUUCUCAAGUGGUCUAGCAGAAGAUGCAAAGGUGCUAGUGCGGUGCUGGGUCUUGGCUCUUACUUGCACUCUCUUUUCUGUUUAGUCCCACUUAGUCUGAGGCAGGGCAGCGGACUGGGCUGAGAUGGCCGACACAGUCCGCUGCCGGCUGCUUCUGCACUUGGAGCACCUGACUUCGGGGGAGCUGAAGAAAUUCAAGUUGUAUCUGGUGAACUCUCUGCCUCGGGGCUCCCUGGAGGAGGCUGAUCGCCCAGAACUGGCCGAUCUCCUGGUCAAUUCUCUUGGGCAGCAAGAGGCCUGGGAGCAGGCUCUGCGCAUCUGGCAGAAUAUGGGCCUGAGGGAGCUGUGGGAGCGAGCCAAGAAGGAGGAUCUUGGAUUUGUUGCUGCUCCAGUUCUUCCAGCCUCCUCAGGAUCCCAGACAGGACAACUACUAGCUGUAUCUAAAGUUGAAGUGUUUGAGAAAAAUUCUCCUUCCUCUCCAGCUCCUCAGGCAAUCCAGGCCAGUGCCACAGAUACACUCAAGCUUUGCUCCCGUGAAGACUUCCUAAUGCUAAGGAAGAAGAUGGCAGGACAGAUAUACCCAGUGAUGGAGAAAGAAGCCCGCACACGUCGGGCUCUCAUCAUCUGUAACACGGAGUUUAACUGGCUCCCUCAACGGAAUGGGUCUGAAUAUGACAUCAAAGGCAUGAGUGACCUUCUUGAGGGUCUGGGUUACAGGGUAGAUGUUGAAGAGAAUCUCACAGCUUUGGAAAUGGAGUCAGUGCUGCAGCGAUUUGCCUCCUGUCCAGACCACCAGACAUCUGAUAGUACUUUUCUGAUACUCAUGUCUCAUGGUGUGCCAAGUGGCAUCUGUGGGAAGGAUUACAGAAAGGAAGCCUCCCAGAUUCUUCCUGUUAACAGGAUCUUCCAAAUUUUCAACACUUCCAACUGUCCCAGUUUGAAGGACAAGCCCAAGAUUAUCAUCAUUCAGGCUUGCCGAGGGGAGAAUUCAGGUAUUGUUUGGGUCAGUGAUUCGGAAGUACCCUCUGCAGAGAGCUGUACCCAGGACAUCUUUGAAAGUGAUGCUCUCUGUAGGGCCCAUGUGGAGAAGGACUUCAUUGCUUUCUGCUCAUCAACUCCAAAUAAUAUGUCUUGGAGAAACAUCCACAAGGGCUCUCUCUUCAUUAUCCAAUUAAUUCAUUACUUCAGAGAGUAUGCUUGUUGCAAUCACCUGUAUGAUAUUUUCUGCAAGGUCCAGAAUUCAUUUGAGACCCCAAAGUUGAGUGUGCAAAUGCCAACCAUUGAAAGAACAACAUUAACAAAGUAUUUCUAUCUUUUCCCGGGCAAUUAAAACUAGUAGGCAUCAGCAACAGUGGCGGUUGCAGCUCAGGAAGUUACAGGUGACGGAAUACUUAUAUAACUUCUUCCUCUUUUUCAUCAUGGGGAUUGUUGACAUCAUAUUGUCUGAUUUUUCUUUAAACAGUCCGAUAAAUACAAAACCAAAUAAUUUGUCAGCCUUUUGGGUUCUUUACUAGGUAAAAGCAUUUCGCCCAGGAGAGAUUUCCAAGAAUGUUCAGCAGUUGUCUGAGCAAGACGGUGGUACAGAAUAUUCUAGCUUUCCUAGUAUAAUACUAUUGAAUUUAAUUCAGUAACUGUUUAUGAGCAGCUGCUCCCUACUCAGCCCCUGGUUAUGGACUAUGGAAGAUACAAGAGAAGUGGAAAACUCAGUCCCUGCCUUUUAGGAGCUUAUGGUUUUGUUGAAGAUAUAAGAUAUAUACACAAAAACCAAAUAAAGAAGAUUACAAAAUCCUUCCUCUGCUGUUCGCCACUUUACAGUCAAUCUGAAUUCUCUCAUUUUACAAAUGAGAAAAAAUGAUUUGCUCAAAAUCACACAAUAACAACCUCUCUGGGACAUUUUUUCUUUAUCUGUUACCUGAGAGGGUUCAAUUUGUUGAUCUCGAAAAUCCCUUUCAGAUCUGCUCAGAAAAUCAGCUAUGCUCAGAAGUGCUUCUGUGUACAGUAUUGUAAAUUCACUACAUUCAGUACUGUGUGCCUGGCACGCAGCAAGUCCUUAAAAAAUGCUUGUUGUAAAUGAGUCACUAACAGCUUCCUCAAAAGAAUGCUAUGUAGCAGGUUCCAUUAUUAUUCCCAUUUUAUAAGUGAGAAAAUAAAGUCAUUCUGUAUUGUUUCUGAAACAAUCCUUUUUAGGGAUAUCUUAUGAUUUAUUUUCCUAGUUAUUAUAGGGAAACAGGUUUAAAAUAAUAUGAUAAAUGGGAAAAUUUCAAGAUUCUUUGAAAAUGAAUCCUUAUCUUUAAUGAAUACGUGAAUGUAGUUUGGACUAACCUUUCUUAUCUCUGUCUUUCUUGUGCUGGCUUAUCCUGUAGUUCUUGUACCUAAAACAAAAACCUUAAUCAGUCUACUCCAGGUUGAAGGCUAGUUGCUGGCUCAUACAUAGUCUGAAGAAUAUUUGGUUUAGCAAGGCUGCCAGCAUGUGGCAGUUUGGGAAUAAUGGUGAAAGUGCUGGAUUAAUCAUCCAAGAAUCUGGUUUCAAAAAUUUGUGGUCUCUUUCUUACUACCUGAGAGAUUUUGACCAAGUCCUUUUAUCUCAUUGAAAUUUAAUUUUCUCAUUGUAAAAUUAGGUGGCUGUAGUAGAUCUCUUCUCAGCUCCUUUCCAACUGUAAAUCUUAUGGUAGAAUUUUUAGGUCCUUCUAAUACCUGUUCCCUAAUUUUCUGAACUGGUGGUCUGAAGACCAUUGCUGACAAAGACAUUUUCUUAAAAAGGCCACCCCCCCCAAAAAAAAACACUGGAAACUCUGGGAAUCACAUCAUUCUCGAGGCCAUAUCUUUGAGGUCACAUCCUACACCCUACCUGGUGAUUUCUAUGCCUCCAAGCACUUGCAGCUUUGACCUUUUCUGGCUUCCUGUAUUCAAAUGAUAUUUCUCUAGCUAUACCCACAGACUGGUAGCAUCAUGUAAGAAGAGCAGGGCUAAAGCUUAAAGUGAACUAAAUUUGGUUCUAGACAAGAAUAAAAGUUUUUUUUUCUAUACGUAUCUAUCUGUCUGUUUUAGCUAUGUGUUGUACAACAGAAGGAUGAAAGAAGAUAUAGGACUAAAGAUAAAUGUACAUGAAAGAGAUUGAUAAUUGAUAAAAAGAAGUCAGAACUA
Phascolarctos cinereus (koala) is the source of this 3203-nucleotide messenger RNA. RefSeq names its product caspase-13-like. Gene Ontology annotation, cellular component: NLRP3 inflammasome complex; IPAF inflammasome complex; AIM2 inflammasome complex. Lineage: Eukaryota; Metazoa; Chordata; Mammalia; Diprotodontia; Phascolarctidae. The record is from RefSeq and is a predicted model, not a curated record. Gene Ontology annotation, molecular function: caspase binding; cysteine-type endopeptidase activity. Gene Ontology annotation, biological process: regulation of inflammatory response; proteolysis.